GAAAAAAGUUUGCGUAUAGUUUUCAGUUUAAGCUCAGCAGUAGACCAAGUAUGAGGGCGGAUCGAGUGCUUUCAUGUUUGAUUGCAGUUGGAUUAAUUUUGUCCUUCAACAAAGUGUCAACAAAGAAAGUACUGGGAGAUCCUUGUAAUAUCAACGCACAGAGUGGUAUCUGCAAGCUUCGAGCUGAUUGUCCUGAAAUCGAGGAUAUUAUAAAUAAUGGCGAAAGACCGCAAAUAUGUGCCUAUGGACAGAAUCGGCAGAAAAUUUUCUGCUGCCCCACACUCGAACCCGAUAGAACCAAUAAAAAGCUUCGAAAAAGUGAAAUGUAUUGUAAUCGAUGGCGUGAAUUGGCGUCUAGAAAAGAAUUCUUCAGAGCUCUUUCGAUGAACGAAAAGGACACUCGCACCAUAGCCGUUCAAGAUUGCGUCACCAUAUAUAUCCCAUUGAUCAAAGGAGGACGUCCGAGUAUACCGAACGAGUUCCCACAUAUGGCAGCCCUUGGAUUUUACGACGAACUAGGAAAAUUCGUGUCAAAAUGCGGUGGAACGCUUAUCAGCGAUCGAUUCGUCCUAACUGCUGCCCAUUGCAUAUUUUUAGGCAAAAACGAUCAUUUAACAACCGUAAAACUUGGUCAAAACGACCUUAGGAAUGCCAAUCAAGUGAAUAGUUUACAACAGGAUUACGGUAUUCGGAACACUAUACAUUAUCCUGAGUACAAAAACAAAUAUCAUGACGUGGCAUUGAUCGAACUGGACCGCACAGUUCAGUUUUCGAAUAAAACUCGACCAGCUUGCUUGUGGUCAUCUCCAGACUUCAGUUUCACGAAAGCCGUUGCCCUUGGAUACGGAGCAACUGAGCCUGAUGGCGAUAAUACGAAAGUACUGAAACUUGUAGCUAUGGAAAUCCUAAAAUACGAUGAAUGCUCUGGUUACUUUUUGAACUAUUCCAAACUGAAAAAUUCCACGAUAGAGAGUCAGCUUUGCACCUUGACAGGUUCACAAGGAGAUCGUGAUACAUGUCAAGGGGAUUCUGGAGGUCCGCUACAAGUAGUUUUGCACGACCACGAUUGCCUGUACUACGUUAUCGGAGUGACUUCCACAGGACCAGCGUGCGGGCAUCCCGAUUCGGCAGCUAUCUACUCUAGGGUGUGGUCCUUCCUGGACUGGAUCGAGGCCAAUGUGUGGCCGUGAAGUAGCAAACAUUCGACUGGACACAAUUCAUGAAGUAUUUGUUUUUAUAACAGGACUUGCCCGCGACGAAAUUUGGAUUCAUAAAUAAUAGAAUGAAACACACCUGCAAUAAAU
Molecule: messenger RNA, 1304 nt
Organism: Uranotaenia lowii
Lineage: Eukaryota; Metazoa; Arthropoda; Insecta; Diptera; Culicidae
Product: serine protease snake-like
Exons: 4
Coding region: 51-1190 (379 amino acids)
Biological process (GO): proteolysis
Molecular function (GO): serine-type endopeptidase activity
Source: RefSeq, a predicted model, not a curated record